AUGGUUGGGCAUAAUAACACCAUAAGAAAGGUGCCUCCGUUUAUGAAAGAGCUGGAAGAUAUUUACAACAUAUGCUAUAGCGGAUUAAAUAAAAUCGACAAGUGUAUGUUUGUAAAAAAAAUAAAGAGAAGAAUAGAUAUACAUGACAUAGAUAUGUAUCAAUUAUGCAUUGUUCAUUAUCAACUAUGUAAUAAAGAGAAAAUAUAUAAAAUGUCUUACGUCCAAGAAGAUAUGGAUAUAAGUAAUUGUUUUUUUGAUAGAGGAGAAACAAAGAUAUAUUUUUCUAAUGAUGGUAAUAUAGGUUGUUUAUUUAAUACAAAUGAAAAGAAAUUAAGAAUUGAAUUAUUUAAAAAUGUAAGUGAUAAUGGGAAUUUCUUUUUUACAUGUAUGAAUAGUAUACUAAUAAAUGAUUUACAUAAAAAAUUUUUUAUAUAUGAAUCCUUUUGUUCUUUUAAUACUAGUAAUACUUUAUUAAUAUAUAGUGCUGAAAAUAAUGAUCAAAGAUUAAAAAAAGAAAAAAAUAGCUUACAUGAAAAAGAUUUAGAUGUAUGGAAUAAAUUAAAUAAUGGAAUCUAUGUAGAAACAUUUGGAGAACAAUAUAAUUGUAAUUCUUUUUAUUUAUAUCUAUAUAAUUUAUUAGAUAAUACUAUAAAAUAUAUAACCAUAAAAGAUAUUACAAGUUGUUAUUAUUCUCCACAAUUUAUUGACGAUAAUUCUUUUGUUUGCUUAUCAUAUAGAACUACACCAUAUAGAUUAGGAAUCUAUGCUUUUAAUAUAAGACCUAAUGAUUUAUAUUUAUGUACCUUGAACGAUGCCGAUUUGCACAUAUCUGAAAACAGAAAUAAAUAUAAAUCAACAGGUAAUAAUCAUAUCAACAAUAAUAAUAACAUCUCCAACAAUAAUAAUAAUAAUAAUAAUAGUAAGGGGUAUGUUAGGUGUGCAUAUACAAAAAUUUCAUCGAAAAAUUUUAAACACACAGCAUCUCCAUAUAUUAUAAAACAUGAAGGUGUAGUAUAUGUUGCAUGCUUAGUUGUAUUUUCUAAGAAUGAAGAAUGUAAACAGCACAUAACGGAAUAUAAUUUGGUAUUAAUAAAACUAGCCAAAGCAGCAAGGCAAUUACAAGACAAUGAACAGAUAAAAAUUAAAGACAAGACAAAUGGAAAUAUAAAUGUAAAUAUAAAUAUUAAUACUAAUAGUAAUAGUAAUAAUAAUAGUAAUAGUAAUAAUAAUAGUAUUUGUAGUGAUUUAUAUCCAAACAAGGUAGAGGAAAAACAAAAUGAUAAUCCACUUGUCUUUAAAAACAUUUCAACAACAUAUCAUGAAAACCAAAGGAGUCAAAAAAGUAACAGCGUUACUAAUAAUUAUGAAAAUACAAAAUAUAGUUAUGAUGAAAAUUGUAUAGAGAACAAUGAUGAGACUACAAAAUAUAUUAACAGAUAUUUAAAAAAGUUUCAAAAAGAAAAUAUAAAUGAAGAAUAUAAUGAUAAAUGUGAAUGUUCUUAUCAAACAAAUAAACAAUAUGAUACAGAUACUUGUUAUGACACAUAUUCUGAUACACACAAGAUAUAUACAUAUGGUGAUGAAGAUGAUAUAAAUAAUAAUAAUAAUAAUAAUAAUAUUUAUAUGAAUAAAUUAAAAGAAGAUGAUCAUUCGACUUAUCAUAUGAAUGAACAUAAAGAUGAUGUUAGUAAUUAUGUCAAAGUUGAAACAGAGGUACUUAUUAAAGAAGGGAGUUAUACGACAUUUUUCAGAGGAUUAUAUACUAACGAAAUAAAAGGAUGUUGUUAUCCAUAUAUUUUUUUGAAUACUAUUUUAUAUUGUAGUAAAAUAGUUGUAGCAGUUCAUAUGUUUACAAAAAAAAUUUAUAGAGUAUUAAUAAGUAAUAUAUAUAAUGAAAAUGAUUUUAAUACUAGUAUAGAAAUAUUAACAAUGAAAAAUGACAAUAUAUUAAUAAGUAUAAGAAAUAUGUUAUUAAAUGAUGUACUAGCAUAUUGUAUUUUUAAUGAAAAAAAUAUACAUGCAGAUUAUAUAUAUCUAAUCAAUCUUAAAAGUUAUAAUCUUGAUUUCCAAAAAUAUGAAAGUCUACAAGAUCCAAAUGAUCUUACAAAUGAUCAUACAAAUGAUCAUAAAAAUGAUCAUAUAAAUGAUCAUAAAAAUAAUCAUAUAAAUAAUCAAAAAAAUAGUAGUAGUAAUAAUAAUAGUACUGAUGAUAUCAAUAAUAAUAACAGUGGUAACAAUAAUAUUUUUGAUACGAACCAUUUGAUGAAAAAAAGAACAAGUUAUAAUUGUAAAGAUAAUAAUAGUAGCAUUUUAUAUUUAUCGUUUAAUGAUAACUCUAAAAAAUUAUUUAUGCUCUUAAAUGAAAUGGAAACAUCUUUAUUUCUAGAUAAACAUCCAUAUAUAAGAAGAAAAGAAGCACAUUUUAAUUUAUUAUAUGAAAAUGAAAAUGACUUUUUAUAUGAUAUUCAAGAGAAAAAUUUUAGUUUAUAUAAUUUUAAUUUAUUUAAUAAAAAAAAAUUCAGAAAUCUUAUCUUAUAUAUACAUGGAGGUCCUUAUAGUAUAACUUUAAAUGAAUAUAAAAAUAUUUUUAUAUAUUUUGCAGCUUCAGGAUUUGAUGUUCUAUGUGUCAAUUAUAUAGGUUCUUUAACAUUUUCAGAUAAACUUAAUAUAUUAAGUGGUCAUAUUAAUUCUAUAGAAAUAGAUGAUAUUAUGAAUAUUUUUAAAAAUUUUAUUAAUUAUUUUGGAGAUUAUGAAAAUAUUUAUUUAUAUGGUGGUUCAUAUGGAGCUUUUGCAGCAUGCUCAUUAGUAUCAAAAUAUAAUUCCAUAUUUAAAAGUGCUUGUAUUAUUAAUGGGGUAUAUGAAUGGAUUCUAUCUACAUAUGCAAGUGAUGUUCCUGAUUUUUUUCUUAACAUAACUACAAAUAAAUUCUCAGAAUAUGAUUAUAAUUUAACUAAAGAAGAUUAUUCAAAAUUAUAUGAUAUCUCUCCAAUUAAUUAUGCUCAUAAUAUAUCAACUCCUAUUUUAAUUAUAUGCUCAAAAGAUGAUAAACGAGUAUCUUAUCAUAAUAGUAUUGCUUUAUAUAAUAAACUUAGAGCUCUUAAAAAAAAAUGUAAACUCUUUCUAUUUGAAAAUACAAAUCAUUCUAUAAAUAAUUAUUCAUAUGAUGAAACCAUAUUGCUCAACAUUAUCUUGUGGUUUUAUGACUAUGACGACAAAAGAAAAAAAUAA
This is a messenger RNA of Plasmodium gaboni, 3228 nucleotides long. Its product is annotated as putative peptidase. The coding region runs from base 1 to 3228 and encodes 1075 amino acids. NCBI's taxonomy places the organism in Eukaryota, Apicomplexa, Aconoidasida, Haemosporida, Plasmodiidae. Gene Ontology annotation, biological process: proteolysis. Gene Ontology annotation, molecular function: serine-type endopeptidase activity. The record is from RefSeq and is a predicted model, not a curated record. The transcript has a single exon.